AUGAAGUUAGAUGUCACGACACGUUGGAAUUCAACUUUUGAAAUGUUGAAUUCAGCGAUAGCUUUGAGACCUGCCUUCUCUAACUAUGCGAAGCGUGAUAAUGCGUAUAUUUGGCUACCUUCUGAAGAUGAUUGGUCAAGAACUGAAUCAGUUCGUAAGUUCCUUUCUGUGUUUUACAACAGCACGAAGAAAUUUUCAGGCUGCAAGUAUCCAACAGCAAAUAUAUUUCUACUUGAACUUUGGAAGGUAAAAGAUGCCUUGCGUAAAAGUAGUAGUGGACAAGACUUUUUACACUUCAUGACCAUAGGUGUUGUGGUUGUUCUUGAUCUCCGGUACAAGAUGUUUAUGGUUGGCUUCAUAUGUAAUAGGUUGUAUGGUGUGAUGGGUGUUGCUGAGGCCGAAAAGAUUUCUGGUGCAGCCAAUGAAUUGUACAAUUUGUAUCUGAAAGGGACCCAAGCACAGAUGCAUAGAUCAGAACUUGAAGAGUAUCUCAAGGAGGAUAUUCUAGUUGUAAACAAGGGCGAUGAUUUUGACAUUUUGGAGUGUACGGGGAGUAGGGUCGUAAGCAAGUAUAGAAGCUCACUUACACCUGAAUCGGUUGAAGUGCUCAUUUGUACUCAGGAUUGGCUGCGUCCGAUGUGGGGGAAAGAGACCUCUAUUGAUAAGGAGUUUGAUGAAGAGGAGAGUGACAAGAUUAAAGAGACAAUGCCUGCAGCUGCAAUAUGA
Molecule: messenger RNA, 726 nt
Organism: Magnolia sinica
Lineage: Eukaryota; Viridiplantae; Streptophyta; Magnoliopsida; Magnoliales; Magnoliaceae
Product: zinc finger BED domain-containing protein RICESLEEPER 2-like
Exons: 4
Coding region: 1-726 (241 amino acids)
Molecular function (GO): protein dimerization activity
Source: RefSeq, a predicted model, not a curated record